Trypanosoma conorhini is the source of this 786-nucleotide messenger RNA. Its product is annotated as nucleoside-diphosphate kinase. The coding region runs from base 1 to 786 and encodes 261 amino acids. The transcript has a single exon. The record is from RefSeq and is a predicted model, not a curated record. Lineage: Eukaryota; Euglenozoa; Kinetoplastea; Trypanosomatida; Trypanosomatidae.
AUGACAUCAGCUCUCAGUGGUGUUGUUUCAAAGGCCGCGCUUUUUGUGCGCCCCCAAUAUGCGCAGGAACGGGAUUUGCUUUCCGUGAUCAAGUUUAAGCUGUAUGAGGCGGGAUUUAUUAUUGUUCAUGAAGAAUACCGGCGCAUCAAUGAGGAAAUGGCAGACACCAUCGGUGUUCAGCUUGACCGUGCCGCAUUCCUCAGCGGUAGCGCCGCUCCAGUGGUACCCUCCGAGUCCGUCGGGGGAUCCCAUCCCAUGUUUACGUGCCAGCACGCGACCUCCGUCCCAAUGGGGCCGCAGGAGCUUGUGGGGCACGUGUACUUGUACGUGCUUGCACGACGGGACUGUCAUGCGGAAUUGCUGAAGUGGUUGGAUCAUGUAUUUGCAGAGACGGACUUCACAUCGUUGCUGAUGUCGAUUCAAGAAAAGGCUGCGCACGAAGGUGCCAACGCGGCGGCGGCGGCGGCGCCAAAGGAAGGAGACGAAGAAGAAAUCCCCGAACAAACCUGGAUUCCAUGUCCGCUGUUUUGCAACGCCGCUGCUGUUGCGGCUAAGCAGGUGGUUCAGCUACUGUUUCCACGCAUGUUAGUGCAGGAAGUUCCGAACGCUGCUGCCUCGAGGGAAUACGUGCAGGCAGAGCUGAAGGGGACCUUGUUACCCGCACUCGUGGAGUUGUCCAAAGCAAAGCCAGAGAAUCCAAUUCGGUGGCUGGCGGAGCGGCUUCUCAAUACUAACACGCGUGCCCCACCGCUGAUUCCCGCAUCGGGCCUUAAUGGAACGAGUUGA